CCUGGCAAUUUCAAGAAUUGCGAUAUUAAAUUCAUCGAUCCAAACCCUUUCAAAAUCCUCCUUGAAGAUGCAAAUUUUCGUCAAGACGCUCACUGGCAAGACCAUCACCCUUGAGGUGGAAAGUUCUGAUACCAUUGAUAAUGUAAAGGCCAAGAUCCAAGACAAGGAGGGAAUCCCUCCAGACCAACAGCGGCUUAUUUUUGCUGGUAAACAGCUGGAGGAUGGCCGGACCCUUGCUGACUACAACAUCCAGAAGGAAUCCACACUCCACUUGGUUCUUCGAUUGAGGGGUGGUAUGCAAAUCUUUGUUAAGACCCUCACCGGAAAGACCAUUACAUUGGAGGUGGAGAGUUCAGAUACAAUUGACAAUGUCAAGGCAAAGAUUCAGGACAAGGAAGAUCCCCCAGACCAGCAGAGGUUGAUUUUUGCUGGUAAGCAACUAGAGGAUGGCCGCACCUUGGCUGACUAUAACAUCCAAAAGGAGUCCACCCUCCAUCUGGUGCUCCGUCUUCGUGGUGGUAUGCAGAUUUUUGUGAAGACACUUACCGGGAAGACCAUCACCUUGGAAGUUGAAAGCUCCGACACAAUUGACAAUGUGAAGGCCAAGAUUCAGGACAAGGAGGGUAUCCCUCCAGACCAGCAGAGGUUGAUUUUUGCUGGUAAGCAAUUGGAGGAUGGCCGCACUUUGGCUGACUAUAACAUCCAAAAGGAGUCCACCCUACACUUGGUGCUCCGUCUUCGUGGUGGUAUGCAGAUUUUUGUGAAGACACUAACCGGGAAGACCAUCACCUUGGAAGUUGAAAGCUCCGACACGAUUGACAAUGUCAAGGCCAAGAUUCAGGACAAGGAGGGUAUCCCCCCAGACCAGCAGAGGUUGAUCUUUGCUGGGAAGCAACUAGAGGAUGGGCGCACCUUGGCCGACUAUAACAUCCAAAAGGAGUCCACCCUCCACUUGGUGCUCCGUCUUCGUGGUGGUAUGCAGAUUUUCGUGAAGACACUUACCGGAAAGACCAUCACCCUGGAGGUAGAAAGUUCCGACACAAUCGAUAAUGUCAAGGCCAAAAUUCAGGACAAGGAGGGUAUCCCGCCAGACCAGCAGAGGUUGAUUUUUGCUGGUAAGCAACUUGAGGAUGGGCGCACCUUGGCCGACUAUAACAUCCAAAAGGAGUCCACCCUCCACUUGGUGCUCCGUCUUCGUGGUGGGAUGCAAAUUUUCGUGAAGACCCUCACCGGGAAAACCAUCACCCUAGAGGUUGAGAGCUCGGACACGAUUGAUAAUGUCAAGGCCAAGAUUCAGGAUAAGGAAGGAAUCCCCCCGGAUCAGCAGAGGUUGAUCUUUGCUGGGAAGCAACUUGAGGAUGGGAGGACCCUUGCAGACUACAACAUCCAGAAGGAAUCAACUUUGCACUUGGUCCUUCGACUCCGUGGUGGCUUUUAAGUGUGAAUUAUGGAGGGGAACCCUACUGCAGUCCAGUCAUGUUUGAUGUCUUUAGUGAUUUAUGUUUAUGUUUAUGUGAGGUUACUGCAUGCUAUGGCAGCUGCAGCUUAUUAUCAAAAAUAACUUGUUAAAGAA
Molecule: messenger RNA, 1573 nt
Organism: Hibiscus syriacus
Lineage: Eukaryota; Viridiplantae; Streptophyta; Magnoliopsida; Malvales; Malvaceae
Product: polyubiquitin-like
Biological process (GO): modification-dependent protein catabolic process; protein ubiquitination
Cellular component (GO): nucleus; cytoplasm
Molecular function (GO): protein tag activity; ubiquitin protein ligase binding
Source: RefSeq, a predicted model, not a curated record